This is a messenger RNA of Penicillium cosmopolitanum, 1698 nucleotides long. RefSeq lists its product as uncharacterized. The record is from RefSeq and is a predicted model, not a curated record. Gene Ontology annotation, cellular component: membrane. Gene Ontology annotation, biological process: amino acid transmembrane transport. The transcript has 7 exons. Gene Ontology annotation, molecular function: L-amino acid transmembrane transporter activity. Lineage: Eukaryota; Fungi; Ascomycota; Eurotiomycetes; Eurotiales; Aspergillaceae. The coding region runs from base 1 to 1698 and encodes 565 amino acids.
AUGAGCUAUUUGAAGGACCAGGAGAAAACGGCCAAUGUCUCCAACGAGUCAACGGCGGCCUCGGACGAGUCUUCGAUCGGAGGCGGAUACACUGCAGCUGAAGGCCUCAACUCUAGUAUUACUACCUACCAAGAUGCUUCAGGUGCACCUGUUGAAACCAGCUCUCCAUUGGGGUAUUCAGUUGGGUUCAUGGCAGCCUUCUGCUUGAAUAUUAACCAAAUGGUCGGGACCGGUAUAUUCUCAACACCGGCCACUAUCCUGUCGGGUGUUGGUUCUGUAGGACUGACGAUGAUAUACUGGUUCAUCGGUUAUCUUCUUUCCCAGAGUAUCCUUUCUCUCUAUCUAGAGUACGCGUCAUAUUUUCCUAGCCGAUCAGGAUCAGAAGUGGUCUACCUCGAACAAGCUUUUCCCAACCCCAAAUAUCUCAUUCCCACAAUAUUCGCUGCAAAGCAUGUGAUAUUUUCUUUCGCCAGCAGUAACGCAGUUGUCAUGGCGCAAUACAUUUUCGGCAUUGGCGGUGUCACUUAUACUCCAUGGCAGAUGAAAGGGGUGGCAGUUGCAUUAUACACUCUGGCAUAUUUUGUUGUCGGUGCUAGCACAAAAUGGUCUUUGAAGCUUGUUAUCUGGUUUGGGAUAGUCAAGAUUCUCACCCUAAUCCUGAUUUCAAUCGCUGGCCUUGUCGUCCUUGGGGGUCAUACGAAGGUUGAAGAUCCUGGAAACUGGAAAGACCCGUGGCAAGGGACCUCUGAAGCAACCGCGUAUGGAGCAACUAAUGCGAUGGUAAAGUUAAUAUUUUCAUACAUGGGCUAUACAAAUGCUUUUGGAGUAGUCAAUGAGAUUAAGAAUCCCGUGAAAACUCUCCGGUGGAGUGCUCCAAUUUCACUCCUUCUUGUCACAGGGCUGUAUAUCCUUGUUAAUGUUGCGUAUUUCUCGGCUGCGUCGCGCGAGGAGAUUCUCGCAUCAAAACAGGUUGCAGCAUCCAUCUUUUUUGAAAAGGUUUUUGGCAAGCAUGGGGCAUCCAAUGCUUUGGACGUACUUGUUUGCUUGAGCGCUUUCGGAAACCUGAUCGCAGUGCUAGUGAAUACGUCAAGAUUACUUCGAGAAACAGGAAGACAAGGAGUUCUUCCUUGGCCCAAGUUUUGGACAUCGGUUAAACCGUUCGGUACUCCCCUCGGGCCGUAUACGGUGCAGUGGUCAUUGACUGUUUUGAUGAUCAUCUGUCCGCCAGCUGGAGAUGCCUUCAAUUUCGUUGUUGAUCUCUCUGUCUAUCCAACGAAUAUCUUCAACUUUUUGUUGGUAAUUGGAUUAGUCCUUAUUCGCAGGCGCCGUAAGGCACUCAAUCUUCCUCACCCGGAAUAUUCCGCAUGGAAUAUCUCUAUCGCCUUCGCAUUCCUAGUCACGCUUUAUAUGCUUAUCGCUCCUUGGUAUCCUCCGUCCACCGGCGCAAAUGGCGGAGAUGUGAGCUUUUGGUAUGGAACAUACUUGGUGGUUGGCAUUGGCCUGAUUACCGCUUGUGUGGUUUACUAUUAUGUUUGGAUCGAUUUGAUUCCGAAGUACAAGGGUUACGAGUUCAGGCAGACCGUUGUCGAGUACGAAGAUGGUUCCAUCGCGCACCAACUUGUUAAGGUUCCAAAGACGGAGCUCGCUAUCUGGGACGCCCAACAUGAUUCCACUGGUCGUUCAUUGACCCACAUCUAA